Alternaria ventricosa is the source of this 1536-nucleotide messenger RNA. RefSeq lists its product as uncharacterized. The transcript has a single exon. The record is from RefSeq and is a predicted model, not a curated record. Lineage: Eukaryota; Fungi; Ascomycota; Dothideomycetes; Pleosporales; Pleosporaceae. The coding region runs from base 1 to 1536 and encodes 511 amino acids.
AUGGAGUCCCACGGAACGCAGUACCAGGACUCGUUGAUGCCUACGACUGAGAACGCACAACCCGAAACACCACCCAAGCUUUGUUCUCCAUCGCCCGCUGAGUCGGCAGCGCUCGCAAUGUCAAAACUUGCAUCCCCAGACCACAAGUUUACCUCCCCCGCACCCCGGACUACCUCUUCCAUGACCCCUCCACCCUCUUCUCAGAUCCCAAACAUGCGUGCAGUCAUGAGGACGCCUACUCCCCCGACUCCACAGCUCACGUCUCCCCCACCAACCAGCAAACUGCCCAAUCAGCCGUCUGCUUUGACAGACAUGGGUGCAGGUCUCUACCCGCAGGACCAAGUCAACAGUGCUUCUGCUGAGGAGCUGAGAACCAUGGUCAACACCAUCUCCAAUGCAUUACGUGACAUGCGACUGUCCGCAGCCCACUACAAGCUUCAGUACAACAUGGCUGUAAUGGAGAGUCAGGAGUCUGCCAGCCGCAUGGCUGUCGAGCUAGCCAUGGCUCAGAGAGAGCUUGACGUUCUGCAGCAAGCUGAAGAGAAGCGCCGCAACAACAUGGUCACCCCAGAGCAGACCUACCAAGAGUCCGCAAAUGCAGCCAAUGCAGUCCUGCUGUCAGAGAUGGGCCGUCAGAACCAGAUGCUGCAGAGUGAGAAUGAGGAGCUGCGCGACAUGCUUGAGCAGCAAAAACGUCUGACUGAGCACCGUGAGGGCGAGCUUGCUAGCCUCCUGGAUGAGAAUGACCGCCUGAAGACGCGAAUCCGCAAGAACCGCGACCACAUCGCACCUCUUCUUGAGCAGAUCGAACAGUCUUCACCGCGGUCGAAUUACGGCACACCUCAUCAGCCAACUCCCAGAAAUCGCGGCAGCCGUGUGCCGCCUGCUCUGUCCGAGGAAAGCAGAAGUCAGAACAACUUCGAAGCUCUUCUCCUAGCCGACAAGAUGCUGAGUCAGGAGGUCGCUACUGCGCCCACGACCCCCAUCAGGCAACACGCACCCAGAUCACGCUUCAGUCACCAGCGCGGCGCGCAGUCCAUGUCAUCGCUGCCACAGACCCCGAACCGCAGAGCUGCCUACCCUCAGGUACCCCGCACACCGCCACUUUUCGUGCCAACCAACAUCCCCCAAUCUGCACCACCAGCGCACUACCAAGCCAAGCCAUCCAACACCCGUCGCCAAAGCAGCAACUCCACCAUCACCGCCUCCAGCGUCGACGAAGAAGAAGCCUUCACCGACCGCGAGGAGGACGAAGUCCCCGAAUCCCAGGCCAGCCAAAUGGCACGCAACCUCCUGCAAAGAGCACCACCCACCAAAGGCAUGAUGUCCGCCCCACCAUCAGCCCAGCCAGCCAACCUCGUCCAAAGCAAAAUCUUCGGCCAAGUCAAGAAAGGCUCCGGUCUAACCCGUGCCGGCGAGCUAAAGCGCGGCCGCAUGCCCUCGACAGCGGAUCUCCGCACUCAGACAAGUCCGCCGAAGCGCGGACGCGUCGAUCAAGGUGUAGGUCUCGGCAUUGGCGGCUUGCUGCGAGAGUAG